This is a messenger RNA of Fulvia fulva, 1170 nucleotides long. RefSeq lists its product as uncharacterized. Bases 1 to 1170 code for a protein of 389 amino acids. The record is from RefSeq and is a predicted model, not a curated record. NCBI's taxonomy places the organism in Eukaryota, Fungi, Ascomycota, Dothideomycetes, Mycosphaerellales, Mycosphaerellaceae. The transcript has a single exon.
AUGGCGUCUCCGAGCAGUUCUGGGGUCAAUUCUGUUGCUUCCACACCUAGCAUAACCAUCACUGACGAUCAUGGACGCGGAGAGUCGCUGAAGUUGCCGGAUGCGAGUUUGAGUGCAGAACCCGAGCGACCACGAUCUAUUACCUUUGAGGCACCAACCCCAGCAUUGAAGGAUCUCAAGCCGGUCCCUGAUGGAACUCCACCUAUAGGUGGCAUCAAAGGCACAGAAGUGAAGAACAGCCUCGAGACCGGACCAGGAGCCGCGCCGACUCCAGAUCCUACCUCCACUGCAAAGAAAGAGAGACCCGCGCCCAAGCGUACAGGAUCUGGUAUCCUCACGGAAUUGAAGCAGCAGAUGUCUUCAAACAACCUCUUCCACCACCACAAGACCCACGGCGUCAAAGCCAAUGGCAUCAAAAGCGUCGCCACAUCCGGAACAGCCAGCCCCCGCACCCCAGAGGUCCAAGCCCUCUUCGAGAAAGACCUCAAAGGUGACCGCCACUGCCCCAACCUCGACGCAGUCAACCGCGCCCUCGAGUCUCUACGCGCCAGCGCAGCUGCAGGCGACCAGUACGUCUCGAAUCUCGAGGAAUUGGCGAAGGUGAUCCAGCGCUCGCGUACCGAUAGCAGAAAGGCCUUGACCGAUGCGAUGAAAGCGAGAGAUCAGGGCCAGCAUGAAGUUUGCCGGGCUCUGUGUCUUUCGAUCGUGCAGAACAAGCACGCUGAGGCGGAUACGCAGGUCUACGCGUAUAACAUUCUGUCCACGCAGGCCAGUCCGGGCCAGGCGAUGACGUAUCUUAAUGAGGCGUAUAAGCUCGCCAAGGAGAACGAGGCGAGGGGCUUGAAUUGCGACAAGAUGCUGGAGGUGAUUGCUGUCUUGCGGGAAGGUGCUAUGGCGAAGGAUGGGGCUGUUGCUUCGAAGGGUGGAAAGACGGGCUCGAAGGGGCCAUCGAGCAAUGGUGUGGCGGGGAGCGCCAACUCGAAGCUGGAUCUGGAUGCUGGGGAGCUGGACAAGAAGUUGAAGAAUUUGGCGAUGGAGGACCCGAAUUUGAGGAGAGACUCGCUCUCGCCGAAGGAUUUGCUGGCUGUGCCAAAGGGAGAUCUUCCUAGUGGGAUGUUGACGCCGAAGACGGAGAAGAUCUUUAAGUGGGCGGCGAAGCAGCAGGCUUGA